GCUGUCAUUCAGUUGUCAUACGCCGCGUACUGUGGACGUGACCGGAAUUAUCUGUGUUAAUAUUAUAACGACUAAUAUUUUAUAAUUCUCAUUAAAUAUUCUAGUAAUACUAAGAAAUAAAUUGCAUCAAAAUGGUGAGCGGUCGUGCGUUGCAUUUCGUGUUCAAAGUGGCUGACAGGACGCUCACAGCGAAAUUCUACCGAGACAUCUUGGGAAUGAAGGUACUUCGUCAUGAAGAAUUCAGCGAAGGGUGUGAAGCAGCAUGCAAUGGACCAUACGCAAACAGAUGGAGCAAGACUAUGGUAGGCUACGGCCCCGAAGACACACACUUUGUUGUUGAGCUCACAUACAACUAUGGUAUCACACAUUACGAAACGGGCAAUGACUUCAUCGGUCUCACCAUACAGUCCAGCGAGAGUCUACAGAGGGCUGCGGCUAACAACUGGCCGGUGAAGCAACAGAAUGGAAUUAAGUACUUGGAAGCACCUGGUGGAUACAAAUUCUUCAUUGUGGACAAGCCAGAGCCUGUUGGAAAAGACCCAGUACAGAAAGUGUCCCUGGCCUGCUCCAACCUCGCGAGGUCCAUCGCCUACUGGAACGGCCUGCUGACGCUCAAAAUCUUCGAGAAGAAGGACAAGUCUGUGGUCGUGGGAUUCGGUGAGGACCAGGCCAAACUGGAGCUUGUCGAAAUUGCGGAACCAAUCAACCGCGCGAAGGCCUACGGCCGCAUCGCAUUCGCCUGUCCCUUCGACGAGCAGCCAAUCAUCGACAGCAAGAUCCAAGCAGCCAAUGAGAAGAUCUUGACUCCUCUCAUAUCACUCGACACACCAGGAAAGGCCACAGUACGCGUCAUCAUUCUUGCGGACCCAGACGGCCACGAGAUUUGCUUCGUGGACGACGAGAGUUUCCGCCAGCUGUCCCAGGUGGACCCGGCGAGCGACGCCGAACUCGACAAGUUCAUCAAAUCAGAUAAGUCGCGCUAAUUACUUUAUCUACACGAGUAUCUUCAAUAUAUGAUAAGCCGUUCGAGUAUUAUUACUUUGUUGCUUUUGCUAAGACUGACGCCCAUUUCAUAAGUCACAUUGGUGCUAGAUACGAUUAGAUACACGCUAUUACCACAGUAUAAUAAAGAG
Leguminivora glycinivorella is the source of this 1133-nucleotide messenger RNA. It is a transcript of the gene Cjhbp, whose product is annotated as glyoxalase domain-containing protein 4. Bases 132 to 983 code for a protein of 283 amino acids. The record is from RefSeq and is a predicted model, not a curated record. NCBI's taxonomy places the organism in Eukaryota, Metazoa, Arthropoda, Insecta, Lepidoptera, Tortricidae. The transcript is spliced from 6 exons.